GGUGCUGUCCUAUGGGAUGGAUGACGGCCAGCAGGAUCAGUACGAGGAGCGUCUGAAGGAGGUCUUUGAGAGUUUCGACGUCAGCGGCGCCGGGUCGCUGUGCCCCGAGGAGCUAUCUGACCUGUGCCAGGCCCUGCACCUGGAGGAUUCCACCCCCACACUGCUCCAUGCCCUGCUGCAGAACCAGGACAGACUCACUGGCAGGGUUGGUUUUGAGCAGUUCAAGAAUGCCCUGAUUCUGGUGUUGUCAACGAGCAUAGUAGCAACACCUGCGCCCAGUCAGGAGACAGCGCGUGCUUCUCUAUCACCAGACUCAACAGUCCAAGCUAAGUUUGUGCGGGGUAGUAAACGCUAUGGCCGACACUCUACACCGGCGUUCAUAGACACCGACACAGACUUCCCAGAGGACCUCAGCUCCCACACUACAGACCCAGGACAUCAUGAAGACUCUACUGUGCCUAGGAAACGUGAGCGCUGGAAUGCUCAUGAAAGCGGAACGGAAGAGUACGAGGCAGAAGGCCAGCUGCACCUGUGGAACCCUGAUGAACCCUCUACCCCACGGGGCUCUAUCACACCCCUCUCAGACCACCAGGAGGAGAGGUUUCGGGAGGCCUGCGAGGAGCUGGCCAUGCCCUGGGAUGGAUGUGCCAGCCACCAUGAGCUACUGGCUCUCUGUGACCACCUGGGCCUGGAGGUGACGGAGGAUGUCCUCCAGGUUCUUAGUGGUGACGAGGUCAUGAGCGUUCAGGCGUUUACUUCCUGGGUUCUGAACCAUGCCAAGCCCCCCACCCCGUCUGCCUCCACACCUUACAGACAGCUCAAAAGACUACACUCCUCACAGCCAUUCGAUGAGACGGGCCGUAGAACCAGCGCUAUGACGAGCACCAUCGGGAUGCGGCUGUUCUCCACUCUGGACGAUGGGACAGGGUCCGCUCCUGCUGAGGACAUCCUGGAUGUCUGGAUGGAGGAGGGCAUCGAGAACAGCCCAGAGAUUCUACAGGCCUUGGAUUUUGACCUGGAGGGAAAAGUGAACCUCAGGGAACUGACUGUGGCUCUGGAGAACGAGCUCCUCGUCACUAAGAAUGGGAUCCACCAGGCUGCACUGGCCAGCUUUAAGGCUGAGAUCAGAUACCUACUUGAACGUGUAGAUCGGGAGCUCCGAGAGAAAGAGAAGAUUCGCUCUGACCUGGACAAAGCCGAGAAGUUAAAAACACAGCUGGCUUCUGAGGUGGACGAGCAUCACUCUGCCAUCGAACGCAUGAAUGACCUCAACCUGAGGAAGCUGGAGCAGGAACACAGGGAGAAGCUGGUGUCUGUCCGGUCAGAGCUCAUUAAAGAGAUGGACCAGAUUCAGCAGCAGACUGGUCAGCAGAGAGAGAAACUAGAGGCGGAGAUGGAGAAGCUCAGAGACGAUGAGACCUUCCUCAGAGACCACCUCUCACUCACUGUCAAGGAGAGUAGGCGUCUGGAGAUGGAGCUGCUGGACAGCACUGAGAAACUGGUAGAGGCAGAAAACCAGGUCAGCAAACUGCAGAGGAACCUGGACAACAUCCUGAAGGAAAAGUUUGGGGAUCUGGACCUGGGCAGUGCCGAGUUCUUCCUACAGGAGGAGAGUCUCAGACAGCUACGCAGUAGCUAUGAGGAACAGUGUCGGGAGCUGCAGGAUCGCAUCGAUGAGCUUCAAGCAGAGCUGCAGGAGUACCACAACCUGGGCCGCACCUCUCAGCUCUGUCUCAAACCCUCUCUCUCUGAGGACCUGGAGAGUAAGAGUCCUGGCAUGGAGUCAGACCCAGGUCUAGGCUCAGAGGAGGGCCAGCCGUUGUUCAACAUGAGCCUGGAGGCAGAGAUGAUGCUGGAACGGCUGAAAGAGAAGCACCUCCGAGAGAUGGAGGAGCUACAGGCUCAGCUGGAGAGCAAGGUGAGUGAGUUUGACCAGAAGGUGGAGGAGCAGAAAGCCGACCUGGAGGCCCAGAAGGUAGCCUUGUCCCAGCAGUACCUGGAGGAGAUCCAGGCACUACGAGGGGAGAUGUCCAUCAUCCAGAACCGAGCCCUGGAGCUUCAGGCCCAACUAGACAAUGCUGAGGAGGAGAGGGCCGGUCUAGAGCAGAGACAGGCUGGGGUGAAGGAGAAGCAGGAGCACCAGGAGGAGGAGGUGAGUGGCUUAGUUGAUAAAGGCAUGGAGCUAACAAUGCCAGGGUUGUGGGUUCGAUUCCUACUCGGCCAACCGUAUGAAAAUGUAAACACUCACUGAAGUAAGUCCCUUUUUUUAAAG
Oncorhynchus masou masou (cherry salmon) is the source of this 2272-nucleotide messenger RNA. RefSeq names its product ninein-like. Gene Ontology annotation, cellular component: mitotic spindle pole; pericentriolar material; centriole. The coding region runs from base 17 to 2251 and encodes 744 amino acids. The transcript has 16 exons. Gene Ontology annotation, biological process: centrosome-templated microtubule nucleation; microtubule anchoring at centrosome; centrosome localization. Gene Ontology annotation, molecular function: calcium ion binding. Lineage: Eukaryota; Metazoa; Chordata; Actinopteri; Salmoniformes; Salmonidae. The record is from RefSeq and is a predicted model, not a curated record.